AUGAGCUACCAUUUGUUUUAUUCUAAAUGAACAAGUACAGUUAGUAGAAAUCAGUUAGACUGUAAUUUUAAUGUGUUUGAGGGCAGUGAUAUGAUUUCUAGAGGCAAGUUCAUCUGUGCAGGGAGUCAUAUGGCUUCCUUUAUAUAGCACACUAGGACAAACAAGUGUUAGUCAAGUAAGGGCAGAGGAAGCUCUCCCAAACACACUCCUGCCCCUGCACAUGUGCUAGACAUGUGUUGUCAUUUGUCUCCGCAGCUGCUGGGACAACAGCUCAUAUCUAAACCCCCCUGCCAGUGAGUGUUUGGGACAUUUAGGGGACACAAGCAGCAUUUUGUCAGCCGACGUAUUUCAAACAAGUAGCCUAGUUGUGAUGGAUUCUCGGCUGUCGAAACAGAUCCAGUGCUCGGUGUGUUUGGGGGACUUCACAGAUCCAGUGAGCCUGCUGUGUGACCACACGUUCUGCCGACAGUGUAUCAGCAAUCAUUCCCAAAGCUGCCGUCUGAAACUGUGUCCGGAAUGCAGGCGACCCUAUACCAUGUGGGACCUCCGGUCCAACCGAGUGCUGCGGAAUAUGGUGUCUGCCGUGAGGGAACACUUGAGCGAGCAGCAGGCCCUCAGGGACGGGAACGUAGCGGCUUGUGGAGCAGGAGCGAGAGUGUUUGAGGAUCCAGAGAAGCUGGUGUGUUCGGAUCAUCAGGAGAGACUCAAGCUGUUUUGUGAGACGGAUCAGAAACUGGUGUGCCUGAUCUGUAGGGACGGUGAGAGACAUCAGGGACACGCGUUCAAACCUGUGGAGGAGGCAGCGGAGCCCAGAAAGAAUUUAUUGUUAGAGCCUCUGAGCUUCCUGUCGAAGGAGAAUGAAGAGCUGCAGGCUCUUAUGAAAAAACAGACGAAUGAGAUCUCUAAAACAGAGGAAAGGUCUCGGCAGCUCUCUGCUCAGAUCUCUGCUCAGUUUGAGGAGAUGCACCAGUUCCUGAAGAAAAAGGAGGAGGAAGUGAAGAAAACGCUGGAGAAAGAGGAGAAGGAUAUGAUCGAGAAGAUGAAAAGAAACAGAGCAGAAAUAGAAGAGAAGCUCAAUGAUGGAAGAGAGAAGGAAGGGAUUCUACGCUCAGUCUUUGAGACUGAUCAGCCUGACGGCUUUCUGCAGUGGUGGACUGAGAAAGGGCUGGACUUUGUCGAAGAGAUGAAAGACAACGAAAGCUGCUGUGAAAAUAAUGACAUUGUUUCUCAAACAACCAAGUUCAAGUCAGCAUUGAGAAGUGUGAAUUUGACACCUAAUUCUCUGUUCCUUGGCCUUCACGAGACGCACCUGCAGUUUAUUGUGUGGAAGGAGAUGCUGAGCUUUAUUAAACCAGUCCCUGAUCGUAAUGUCAUACAUGACUGUCAUGACCCAUACCUGAGGGUCUCCUCUGAUGGCCGCAGUGUCGUCCGCACAUCCAAAAAGGGGAUUUUAUUGCGUCACAAAGACUACAGGCCUCUAGCCAGGACCCACAAGACCUUUCAGUCAGGACAGCACUAUUGGGAAGUGGAUGUGGGAGCAAAGAUAGAUUGGAGUGUGGGCUUCGAUGGUGGGUCUAUAAGCAACUUAAACAAGGACAUUGGGCUUCACCGUAAGCAUGACCAAGGCUACUGCAUCAAAGAGUAUGAGACAGUGACAGAGAUAGAUCUGACGGUGAAGCCACGCAGGAUAGGGCUGUACCUGGACUGUGACCGGUGUCAGGUGUGCUUCUAUAACACUGAUGACAUGACUCUACUGCACACUUCCACAUACCCUUCAUCCAUCCCUUACUCCCUCAGCCUCUCUCCAGGAGCUUAUCUGGGAGGGAAGAAUGCUGAUCCGCUCACAGUGACCUGGAACUGAUCCGUCUGGGACACUUUAGUAAGAUGGCUAUAAGAAAUGGUCCAUUUAUGGUUUUUGAGGAGAUGUAAUCAUGCUUGAGAGAGUAGUUAUAGGCUGCUGUAUUUACUUGCUCAGUUUGUUAGUGGGUGGAUUACUUGAUUUUAUCUUAGAAUAUUUGUGACAGGCAUUAAACCCACUAAAUUUUGAGAACAUAAUUUUUUUUUGUCCUUUUAAAGCCAUUUCUGCUACAUUAGAAAAAAAAUAAUUAUUCUUUGGUGUAUAAUAUAUAUAUAACUAUAAAUAUAUAACUAUAAUAACUAUAACAUACCUUCAAAAUUUUGUAGAACAUACAUUCACAAAUUACUAAGUCAUAAUUAUAACCUAUAAGAUAUAAAGUCUAAAUUAUGAUUAUAAUUUUGUCAAAAUUAUGACAUGCUAAGCCAUUAUAAGAGGGCAGUUUUAUACAUUUUCAGUGAGAACACAGGGACUGGCUCUAGAAAUCAUGGUUUGGGAUCAAAAUAUAUUAAUAAUGGAAAUUAGAUCUGUCUCUAUGAACUCGCAUAAUAUGGGUUUGAUAUUGUAUCCCAAAGUGUGUAUUAGAAGUGAAUGCAGUUAAGUGCAAAUAUAUUGUCUGUACUGCAAUGUGGUCUUGAGGCUUGAUCUUGACUUUUUUAUAUUAUAAAUUGCUUGUUCUGAAGUUGCCGUCACAUUAAACACAUCACAACAGCCGUA
Carassius carassius (crucian carp) is the source of this 2572-nucleotide messenger RNA. RefSeq names its product tripartite motif containing 109 (gene trim109). The record is from RefSeq and is a predicted model, not a curated record. NCBI's taxonomy places the organism in Eukaryota, Metazoa, Chordata, Actinopteri, Cypriniformes, Cyprinidae. Gene Ontology annotation, molecular function: zinc ion binding. Bases 371 to 1861 code for a protein of 496 amino acids. The transcript has 6 exons.